UCUAUUUAUAUUUCGGCUCGAACUCGGUUCGUGUUUUAUUGUGGAUAAAAAAAAAUUUCAAUAAUUUUCAUCAUGGACGCGCAGUCCAAGUUAAAGCCUUUAGAAAAUCCCGAUGCCUUGCUUACGCCAAAAUGGUUUUGGCAGAAUUACAUUGAUAACAAUAUAGUGCCGAAGUCUGUGACCGAUGCUUUGCUAAAAGAAGCCGAUCCUGGCUUUACGCCAUUAUCCCAUGCCUCAAAACAAUCAAUUAUGGAUUAUAGUUUGCGAUAUAAGCCGCGUUGUGAGCCGAUACCCGAAAUUAAAUCGUUCGGCAAAAAAUUGAAUGAUUGGUUCAACUAUACAGUUUUUAUAUCGCGAGAUCGUCUAAAUCUCCCCACGUGCAAGGCAUUCGAUAUUGAAGAAUAUAAGACCCAGCUUCUUCCCAGCUCUAAACUUCAAAACAAAAAAAAAGAUAAGAAAUCAGAUGCAACUAAAGACAAAGAGAUGACUGUUUCAUUCUUGCCGUUUGAGUUUAGUCCAAACUUAAAAGGCAAAAUGACUUACCAUGACUACGAAAUAAUUUGGAAGCGUAAAGACGAAAAUUUGGAGAUAUGUAGGGCUGUGCAGCUAAUGCAACGUAUGGGAAGAGCACUUUCUCCAGCCGAACUCCUUGUGGAGUCUGUGAAGAACUUUUGGUACGACGAUCUUGAACUUCAAGUCGAAUCCAAAAUCUUUCUAGUGAACCGUUAUAUUUUCACCUGUUUUGCUAAGAAGUUCGAGGAUUGUCGGGGCAAUUUAUUACAAUUUGCGGGUAUACAAAUGAGGAUGGAAUUUUUGAUACAUCUCUACGAUUGGAUGAUAUCCGAAGAUGUGACCAUUGAGAUCAAUGACCAUCUAAUAGAAUAUUACAAGGCAGCAAAAUUUUUGGGAAUCGACUUUUUGGAGCAACAAUAUUGGACUACAUUUUCUUUGAGCGGCGAUGCCGGCAUAUGGGAACAAAAUGCCUUUUAUAUUUACUUAUUGGCCAGAGCCGAGAACUGCGAAGACGUGAUGUCCAUGAUGAUGGUUAGGAUAAGAAAGUCCUUUUUGCCGUUGGUGGCUUCCCACGAGUUUUUGGAGUUUAAUGCCAAUGAGGUGGCCUUCCUGCUCGCUCAGGAUACCAUUUGUGUGAACAGCGAGGAUGAGGUUUUUUUCUCAGCAGUUUUAUGGCUAGAGUACCGCUGGGAGGAGCGAAAGAAGGACACAGCCUUCGUCAUGAGCAGUGUGCGAUUUGCACACAUUAGUCCGUGGUUAAGACUUUCUUUGACCAAUCGCAAAGAGAACAGUAUUAUCAAGGAGAUUAUGAAAGAUGAAAAGGUCCUUGGUUAUUUGUGGUUGGCCAAUAAGUACUGUCAGGCCAGGAUCUAUAACCAAUGUCAAGUGAUCCCCACCCACAUUAAUGCCAUAAAGGAACUUAUGGAGGCCUACAACAGCAUUAAAAUUGAAGAACGCUUCUGGGUAUACUGCCUGGGUGUUGCUCAUCACCACGAUAAUGAAUGUUGCCGCUACCGGGAAUUGACCUACGAGACUUUCAAGCGUUUUCUUCAUCGACUGAUGUAUCAUGCCGAGAGCUUUAUGGAGGAUUUAAAGUUUAUUCCGAAUAGGAUUGGGAACCAUUAUAUUUGUUGCUAUGAUAAAGUUAUGAAGCUGGUAGAAACUAGGCAAUGCCCCAGGCCUUUGUUUUAUACAAAAGCGCUGAACUCUCAAGAACGCAAAUAAGAAGGCCAAUUAA
Drosophila bipectinata is the source of this 1750-nucleotide messenger RNA. RefSeq lists its product as uncharacterized. Lineage: Eukaryota; Metazoa; Arthropoda; Insecta; Diptera; Drosophilidae. The record is from RefSeq and is a predicted model, not a curated record.